This is a messenger RNA of Salarias fasciatus (jewelled blenny), 1274 nucleotides long. RefSeq names its product claudin 1 (gene cldn1). Lineage: Eukaryota; Metazoa; Chordata; Actinopteri; Blenniiformes; Blenniidae. The transcript has 4 exons. Gene Ontology annotation, cellular component: membrane; bicellular tight junction. The coding region runs from base 133 to 768 and encodes 211 amino acids. The record is from RefSeq and is a predicted model, not a curated record. Gene Ontology annotation, molecular function: structural molecule activity.
CUUACACACCUUUUUUUCAAGAGAGAAUUUUACCAGGAGCAGCAUCAAGUACCACACACACCAAAAAAACCUUUUCUUCAGCUUAGUUUUUUAAAAGAAUACUUUUAUUUUUUUAUUUUUGGAAUUUAAACAAUGGCAAAUUCUGGAUUGCAGCUUCUCGGCUUCACACUGGCCUUCUUUGGCUUCAUUGGGACGAUAGCGUCCACGGCCAUGGUGGAGUGGAAGGCUUCGUCCUACGCAGGAGACAACAUCAUCACGGCCCAGGCCAUGUACGAGGGGCUGUGGAAGACCUGCGUGUCGCAGAGCACCGGCCAGAUUCAGUGCAAAGUGUACGACUCACUCCUCCAGCUGCCAGGGAUCGUGCAGGGCGCACGAGGCCUGAUGUGCUCCUCCGUCCUGCUGUGCUUCAUUUCCAUUUUGGUGGCGGUGGUGGGGAUGAGGUGCACCACCUGCCUGGCCGAGGAGCCCGAGCAGAAGGACAAAGUGGCUCUGGCUGGAGGAGUCAUCUUCAUCAUCGCUGGCCUGCUCGCUCUGGUGGGAACAUCCUGGUACGGCCACAGGAUAGCUCGGGACUUCUACGACCCGUUUACCCCGACCAACUCCAGGUAUGAGUUUGGGACGGCGCUGUACGUGGGAUGGGGGGCGGCCUGCCUCAUCGUCAUAGGAGGCUGCUUCCUGUGCUGCAGCUCUCACACUAAAGGUGGAGGGAAGCAUCCGCGUUACCCCGCCUCCAGCUCCUCCGGGCAGCCGGGCAGGGACUACGUGUAGGACCGCCGGUCGGCCGGCCUCCGCUCAGGCAGGGUUUGAUGGGAGUGUAUCUCAAACGUUCGAUGUUUAACGGCGUGUGUGUUCUGCAGGUGUGAAAGGUUGUUGUGUGUUAAUAUUUGUCAGCAAACUGCUAAAGUUUUCAUGUUGUCAGAGCCAGAGCUUUUCUCACAAAACAGUUUUCAAAGUAGAAUCUACUGUCAAAUACUGUGCUGCAUUUACUGCUGUAAAUUCCAACUGAGGCAGUGAUCUACCAAUCUAAACCAUCAGUAAGUAUUUUAAAAGACAGAUCUGAGAAAAUGUUGGGUUUCUUUUUCUACAGUUUUUACAAUAAUGUUCAUUUUAGUGUAAAUCUGCACUGAGAAAUAUGAGUUUAUAAUCAUUCGGUUUUGUUUUUUAUUGUUUUGUAAUGUAAGGAAUAAAAUCAAUGUCAUUUCUUUGUGCGAAAAAUGUUCAUGUUUUUUGUAAAUUAAACCAACUACAGCAAAAGAAACGGGUGUAACUUGGUG